Prorocentrum cordatum is the source of this 4890-nucleotide messenger RNA. Lineage: Eukaryota; Dinophyceae; Prorocentrales; Prorocentraceae. The record is from the annotation of a GenBank genome assembly.
AUGCACCUGAUCAACAGCGAGCCCGUGGACGAGCUCAGCCGCCCCAGCGUGCGGCGGGAGAAAUGGAUGGCCUCGGGCGGGUCUACGCUGGUCGGCGCGCACUACUUCCUGGCGCGCAUCCAGGGCCAUGCCCACUGGGCCCACCCGCCUGCCCGGGCAAGGGCGCCCUUCCUGAGGGGAGGAGACGUCAUGCUGGGGGAGCGCUGGGACAAGGACCUCAAGCGUGUCAUCGCCGAGGCCCAGAAGGAGGAGAAGCUCAACUCCCAGGCGGCCCAGGGGCGCUGGAAGGGCUGGAUCGACCAGGCCUUUGCAGGGGGAGCGGGUUCAGCGCGCGCCAUCUCCAAGGUCCCUGCGCUCCAGGAGGUGGUCCAGGCCAGCGACGGGCAUGACCACGACGCGCUGGUGGAGCGCGAGCUGCGACCCUGGGAGGACAUCUGGAACUUCCACGGCCUCACGCAAAUCGCCCUACCUGCUGACGCUCGCGACUGGGAUCCGCUCCCGCCGCUCGCUCACCACGCAGUGCGGGGCGUGAUUCGUUCGUUUCCGUGGAGCACGGGGGCUGGGCAAUCGGGCAUCCCGAUAAGGGCGCUGGAGGACAUCUCGGACGAGGCAGUCGAUGCGAUGAUCGCGGUCUUCCACAAGUGCGAGGAGCUGCUGCAGUGGCCUAGCAGCCGCCUUCUCAACAUCAUGGAAAGCUCGGACUCGGCGCGCGACCUCAACCUGGCCAAGGAGCAGGCGCAGCUGGCAAGUUGGGACUCGGCGGCGGCGGCCCUGGACCUCUGGAAGGCCUACGAGAUGGUGGCGCCCGAGGCCCAGCUGCAGGAGGCUCGCGCCUUGCAGUUCCCGCUGCGCCCCGCCCCCGCCCCGCGCGCUGGCAGCAUUCAACGCGAUGGGAACAUUGCAGGCCGCGGGCACGCCAACUCGCUCCUGCUGGUGCUCACGCUGCGCGCGCUGCAGCGGGCUAACGCCAUUGCGCCUUCAGUGCAGCCGCGCGGCGCAGUGGAUGACGUCACCCUGGCGUGGACGGGGCCGCGCGCGGGCCACAGCGAUGACCUGUCCAAGGCUCUGCCCGGCUUCGCCGCCAGCAUUGCGGACCUCAAGCUGGUCAUGCAGCCGCUGAAGUCAGGAUUCCCGGCGUCUUCGAGGCGGAGGGCCAAGCCGUUGGGGCCCGCGACGCAGCGUCAGGGGCUCAAAGAGAAGACGUGGGUCAGCAACCUGGGGCACGAGCUCUACGGGCGCAGGGUGCUCCGCACGCAGGAGGGCGGGGCGGGGAGGCGCGCGACCGCCCUGGUGGCCACAGGCCUAUCUCCCUCGGCGGGGCAUGGCGCAGGGGUGUCGGGCUUGGCGGACAGACCGCCAGCCCAGCUGCGCACCCUGGCGGCCGAGAGGGCUGGGGCCAAGGCUGGGUGCGGUACGGCCGCCGUCAUGCUGCUGCAGAAGCGCGUCGACUACGACCCUAUAUACAUGGCCACUGCCCCCCUGGCGAUGCGCCUGGCGAGCCGCAUCUGGGACGGCAACUGCUCGCUUGCGGCCCUCUCAGCUAGCUGGGGCCGAUUGGCGGCCGUGGCCAGAGCGGGCAGCCUCACCUUGGCGAUAGCGCACUGUCCCCUAGCGGCGACUUGGCUCCCCCUCGAGCGCAUCGGCUGGAGCAUGCUUUCGGUCUGCGUGCUCAAGGCGGACACGGGCGACGCCCACUCCCUGCUGCACGCGGCCCCGAGGGGCAUCAAGGGCGCGAGCCAGGCACUUUGGUCGGGAGGCCACUAUACCAACGAGUGGAGGCACAUGCAUGGGUUCACGGGCACGGCCGAGUGCCAGGCGCGCGGCGAGCAGCGCGACACGCUGAUGCAUCGCCGGUGCGUCUGCCCAGAGGUCAUGGCGCCGCGCGACGAGGCGAUCCGCAAGCAGAUGCGCCAGGCGGAGCAGCUCUGGACGGUAGGCGACAGCUACCUGCCCCUGGCGCACGGCCUGCCGUUGAUGCCUGCGCUGCCGCCUGCUGCGACAUCCGAUCGCUCCGUCAUCGGCUGGGGCGCGGUGCAUACCCCCUGGCCGUCGGUGGUGCACACGGACGGCUCGGGCCGCGCCUCCAAGGCCCCCGAGGCUCGCAGGUGCGGUUGGGCAGUGGUGGCCCUCAAGUCCGACGGCUUCCCGCUCAAGGCGGCCUACGGCCCACUUCCAAGGGCGCGCCCAACCGCGGGGCGGGCAGAGCGCUUCGCCUGCCAGGCGCCCCUGGGACAGCCUGGCAAUGUCAGCCUCAUCGUCAGCGACCUGCAGCACGCGGGCAUCUGGAGGCAGGUGCGGGCGGCGGCGGAUGCGCGCGGCGAGCCCACGCCGCGGCCCAGGCGGGCCCCUGCCCGCCGCUCGCUGGAGCAGGCGCUCGAGGAGGGCAUCAGGCUGCUGGGCUGGCUCGGGAACUGCUGGGCGGAUUUCUUCGCCAACUUGGGCGCGGCCGAGGUGAAGCUCCCCGACAGCGCGGCGGAGAUCAUCCACGCGGAGCUCCAGCGCGCGCUCGACGCGGCCAACUACGCGGGCUGGGCGGCGGCCAAGAUCUGCCAGCUGGACCUGUGGAGGCCGCUAGACGAAGACGGCCAGCUCAAGCGCCGCGUCGAGCCGGAGCUUUUUCCAGGCAAGCAACUCAGCCUGACGCGCCACGAGCACCAGACGACGGGAGUCUCGGGCGCCCAGUGCAUCCACUGCGGGAGAGGGGCCUGCACCGCCAAGGCUCGGUCCCUGCUCGACUGCAAGCCGCGCCAGCCUACGCGCCUGGGCCAGAUGCGCGCGGUCAAGAGCCAGCAGCUGGCAGGGGCCCAGGCCUUGGCUAGCUCUGAGGCCGUCAACCUGAGCCUGCAGGUGGCAACCCAGAUCGAAGCGGAGGUCGCUGCAGAGGGCGCGGCCCCCCAAGCCCGCUGCGCCGAGGCCAGGCCGUGCGACGACCUGGCGGACAGCAACCCGCAGUCGCGGCCGCCCGCGGACAAGCCCGCGGACAAUGCCACGGUCGCGGAGAAGGUGCAGUACCUACUGAGGGCUGCCACGGGGCGCGCUGCGGCUAGGCCGCAGAUCCCAAGCGGCGGCUCGCACGUCGGCCCCGCGCGCGCCAGUGCCGAGGAGGUGGGCGGCGCCUUUGGCGAGCAGGCCACAGGCAGACCACCAGCGGAGGCCGCGCACUUCCAACUGGGUCAUGAGGUGGAGGACCUCUUCAGCGACAUCUUCGAGGACACGCAGUGCACUCCACCAGCGACAGGCGCGAAGGCAGGCAACGACAAGCACGCUCUCCAGGCGUGGGGGCAGGCGGGGCCGCUGGAGGACGUCCUGGCGCAGCUGGCGUCCUGGCUGCUGGGCGAGCCCAGGUUCAGCGGCUUCAUCAGGCGCAUCAGCGCCGACAGGCUGGGCGCUGAGAAGCAGCGGCGGGCUGGGGAAUUCUGCGAGCGGGGCCGGCAGGGCGGGGCCCCUGUCCGCGAGGCCCGCAGCGACCAGGCCCUCGAGCUCGAGGGCGAGGCUUUCAGGCCCCGUGCCCACCAGUUCCGAGGGUACAUGGCGACGGGGAGGGCGUUCUUCAGCGACCGUGGCAAUGCCCAGCACGCAGGGGCGCGCGACCACCGCCUGCACCCCACCACCUUCGAGCCGCCCUCAUCGGAGGCUGAGGAGGACGACUGGAUCGACCUCGACGACGGCGACCUGGGGCUCAGCGUGGAGGCCAUGAGAGGGCGAGGAGGUGGCGACGAAGGUGCGCCCCCGAGCAGCAGCUCAUCCCGCGAAGUCCACGAGGGCCCGGAGCUGCUGUGCCGCACCCUCAGGAGUUUCGCUGCGAUCUGGGUAUUCGACUUUGCGGUGGCCCGGCGGGCCUGGGCGGAACGGUACGCCCUUGUGUGGCUGCGCCAGACGGGCAACGCCGCCGCCUGUGCGGAGGCCAUCCAGCGGGCGGGGCCGCUCGGUCUGCAGGCCCUGGUCCAGGCGAUGGUCAGGCAGGCGUGGCUUCGCAAGGCGAAAGUGCGGCGGGCCACGUGCAACCACCUGCUCAACCUGCCGUUCACGGACUGGCACCACGUGGCUGCAAUGCUGUGGGCGUCCGUCGACGAGGUGGUCCGCACCAUCGAGGCCCUGGUAGGUGCAGAGGAGGCGGCCGGCCUGCCCGAGCUCCCUGGUUUCGCAGGGCCGAUGCCUGGCGAGGGGCCCCAGGGAACGGCGCCGCGACCCAGGUCGGCAUCCCUGCCGCUGGCCGCAGCGGACCCACCUGCGCUUGGCGUGGCGUUCCCGUGGCUGGCCUGCACACCCUCCCGGGGCAGGAGGACGGGCCCUGACAGCGACGACGACGCCCCUGAUCCUGUCGAAGCGCCCUCAGGCCUCCCACCGCAACCGCCGCCAGGUCGGCCGGGCGAGGAUGGAGACGACGGCAUGGUGGUCUCUGCGGCGGAGGCGGACUCCGACGGCAGCCAGCCGCGGGGGGGCGCGGCGCAGCCCCCGCCUGCUGCCGAGGAGGACGCGAGUGCCCAGGGCGGCUCAGGGCAGCGCUCCCCCGAUGCGGCCGCGGCGAACGCCCAGUCGGGCCUGCCCGUGGCGGCUGCUUGCGCGCUAGCCGCGGCUGCAACGGCUCAGCGUAAGCGGUCGCGCAGCCCGACACGGCGUCUGUCGGCCAAGACGCCACGCGGGGAGAUCGGCCUGCCGAGCCAGGAGCUGGGCCACGGCAUGCGGGAGGCUGGGCCCUACGCCUUCUGCUGCGAGUGCGGGGCCUUCGCCAAGCUGCAGGGUGCGGACCGCGCCAACGGCCUGAAGUUGGCGUGCGGCGGCCGCCUGCCACAGGGCUCGUCGGCAACAGCAGGCGAGAAGAAGAAGAGGCAGUACCUCGCCCGCCUCAUGGACAGGUGGGACCCCCACACGGGGAAACCGCUGGACUGA